This is a messenger RNA of Scylla paramamosain (green mud crab), 2026 nucleotides long. Its product is annotated as solute carrier family 35 member E1 homolog. Gene Ontology annotation, molecular function: antiporter activity. The transcript is spliced from 6 exons. Lineage: Eukaryota; Metazoa; Arthropoda; Malacostraca; Decapoda; Portunidae. Gene Ontology annotation, cellular component: Golgi apparatus. The record is from RefSeq and is a predicted model, not a curated record. The coding region runs from base 54 to 1250 and encodes 398 amino acids.
UAUGGUGACGUCAGCUGUUAUAGCUGUCAGCCUGUCACUACUCAGUAGCCAACAUGGCUGAGGAGAGAGGGGUAUGGGAAAUAGUCCGUGUAGUGUUACUCUGUGUCGCGUGGUAUUUAAUAAGUUCAGGCAACAAUGUAGUGGGAAAAACUCUGUUAAAUGAGUUCCCUUAUCCUAUGACAGUAACAAUGGUACAACUGGUGUCUAUAGCAACGUGCAGCAGUCCUGUCCUCAGGUGGAUGAAAGUGCGGCGUCGCUCAGACAUAAGUUGGAGUUAUUAUAAACGAAUAAUUAUUCCGUUAGCACUGGGAAAAUUCAUAGCGUCGGUAUUUUCGCACGUCAGUAUAUGGAGAGUGCCCGUGUCCUAUGCCCACACAGUGAAGGCCACCAUGCCAUUAUUCACUGUGGUGUUGGGUCGUGUCCUGCUGCAGGAGAAACAAACCAUAAAGGUAUACUUCUCUCUGGUGCCCAUCAUCUGCGGCGUUGCCAUUGCUACUAUCACAGAACUGUCUUUUGACAUGCUUGGCCUCAUUGCUGCCCUCAUGUCAACUUGUGGCUUCUCCCUCCAAAACAUAUUUUCAAAAAAGGUCCUAACAGACACAGGAAUCCAUCACCUGCGUCUGCUGCACCUGUUGGGCUGUCUGGCACUUUUCAUGUUCCUACCAGUUUGGGUUUUCACCGAUGGACUUAGCAUCUUCCAGGAUGAGAGUCUGCUGGUGAGACGGGAUCCAUGGGAGACUCUGACACUGCUGCUUCUUGAUGGAGGGCUCAACUGGCUACAGAACCUAGUGGCAUUCACCAUCUUGCACCACGUGACUCCUCUCACAUAUGCUGUUGCAAGUGCCACGAAACGAAUCUCCAUCAUCACUAUUUCUCUCUUGCUCUUGCGUAACCCUGUCACAAUGCCAAAUGUGGUGGGAAUGUUCAUGGCCAUUGUGGGUGUCUUGGGCUACAACAAGGCAAAGUAUGAUGCAAACCAGUCCAAGAAGAAAGCUGUAUUGGUCCCUCUGAGUCAAGUGAUCAGCACGAAGCACCUUCAUCAUUCUUUUGAGCCUCCACCUUUUCAUCCUGCAUAUGUUUUUAAUCAUCUGGAAGCAGCCAGACAAGGGCCAUAUCCAAGACUUUCAAAUGGCACUUCAUCAGUGCUUCACACUUCCCUCCAAAAUGGUCACAUCCCUGAAAUAGCAACACAAAAUAGUCACUCCAUUUUGCAUGUUUCCAAAGCUAAUAGCAGCAUAGAAACUCAAUAAGGUUGUAAUUAGAACAUUAUAAGAAAGUAUAUUUUUUUACAAAAAUAUAAUGGAAUAAAUUUUAGAUAACUCAAUGAAACUGAGCAGUAUUUUAAAGAGCACAAAUACAAGGAUCUGAUACUUGUAGUUGGAGUUAUGUAAUCACUGAUAUUUAUUGAUUGUGGUGCCUUUUCUAGUAAUAAGUGUGUUGAUACAGGAGUGUUCACUUUUAAUUACAUUUGAAAUAUUUGCCUCUAAGGACAGUUUUCUUUGAAAUAUUAUAACCCUGUGAUGCUCCAUAAGCUAUAAUCAUGACAUGAUCCUGAUUUGUUAUUUUUUGUACAUUAGGGCUGAAAUUGUAUUACAAGACAACACUGCCAAAGAACUAUAGGCAUAAGGCCCCUAGAGCUUCCAAACACAUAAUUAUUGAAUUUCUGAAAUUUUAAUUACAAUUAUAUGCAUACCAAGCUGAAAACCUCCUUAAAAAGUAGUCCUGACAGGAUAUCAUAUCUUGUUUCAUUGUACAGAGCCCUUUCAGUCAUAAUUUAUGGUGUGUUACUUCUCCAACCUGGUCAUAGAGUGUGCAAUCAAGACAUGCAUUAUUGCUGGAAAACCUGAACCUAUUACCAUUUUGUGGAUACUGAUAUUUAAAAUUACUUAUCCAAUCCCAGCAUGGAUUGCAUUCUUAAAAAUUAAUGUGGUUGGUGAAUUUGUGGCUGAAGUUAAUAUUUUACGGAAAAAUUAGUCAGGGAAGCCUUGAAAGGAUAUACAAGGGAUUAAAAAAAUAUAUAUAUAUA